GACCACGAUGAGCGCGCCGUCGUCGACGUUCUGGCAGGACCUUGGACGUCCGAUAUACGUGGCAUCGCCGAUGGUCGACCAGUCCGAGUACGCGUUCCGGCAGCUCUGCCGCCAGUACGGAGCGCAGCUGUGCUACACGCCGAUGCUACACGCCAAGGUCUUCCUCUCGGACACGACGUACCAAGCCCAGCGGCUCGACAUCAUGGCCGACGAAGGUCCUACGAUCGUCCAGUUUGCUGGCGACAACCCCAAGAUACUGCUAGCUGCCGCCAAAGUCGUCGAGGGCUGUGCAACCGCUGUCGACCUCAACUUGGGUUGCCCGCAACCCAUUGCGCGCAAGGGCCAUUACGGCUCGUACCUUCUGCGCGAGGCAAACACGAUUGUCGACAUUCUCCAGUGCUGGACUCAGAACUUGUCAAUUCCCGCCACGUGCAAGAUCCGUAUCAUCGAUGAAGGCAGCGCGGACCCUACGAACCGUGGUCUCCAAGCCACGUUGCGGCUCGUGGAUCAGAUCGAAGCUGCCGGUGCCGCUGCAAUUACAGUACACGGACGCAACCGCGUCAUGAGCGGCAAGAAAAUGGGGCGUGCUGACUGGGCGGCGAUCGCGGCUAUCAAAGCGCGCGUCUCGAUCCCGGUCGUCGCCAACGGCAACAUUGAAACGUUCGAUGACGUGGCAGCGUGUAGGGCCGCGACGGGUGCCGACGCGGUCAUGUCGGCGGAGGCGCUUCUCGAGAACCCAGCGCUCUUUAGCGGCCGGGACGUGAGUCCGUUUCAGCUCGCACGCGAGUACUUGGGCCUGGCGACCGCGUCGCCCCUCGUGGGCGUCAAUUUUCACCGGACCGAGAAGGCCCAUGUGGUUCGCAUGCUGCAUGCACCCAUGCGUCAGCUCGCCCGGGCGUCCGUCAUGGAUGCCACCGCGCUCUUGGCCGCAACGCAGUCACUUCCCGAGCUCAUGGACGCUGUCGCAACCAUCGAGACGGCGGCCGAAACGUUGUCGAUACCGCACGUGCGAGGCGCGGACGCGUGGUACCGGCGGCACCGUGUCGAUGCCGAUAACAACGCGAGUCGGUCGGCACGCAAAGACAUCCAGCGGCAAUGGCUUGCCGGUGGCUUGCGACUCACCCGAUGACUAAUGAAGAAUUCCAUGUACUUUGACGCGUCA
Molecule: messenger RNA, 1162 nt
Organism: Saprolegnia diclina VS20
Lineage: Eukaryota; Oomycota; Saprolegniomycetes; Saprolegniales; Saprolegniaceae
Exons: 1
Coding region: 8-1129 (373 amino acids)
Biological process (GO): tRNA processing
Molecular function (GO): flavin adenine dinucleotide binding; tRNA dihydrouridine synthase activity
Source: RefSeq, a predicted model, not a curated record